UCAGCCACAUUUAGCUCAUGGCGGAUGCUCACCCUGGGGGCAGAGUACGAGGACACCUGGGCCCUGGCACGUGACCAGUGUCGACCCAGACAACAGGCAAAGGAGCCUCCUGGGCGCACACAUGCCGCAACUGUAAAGCAAGAAGAGCCUUCCUGGAAACACUGUGAGACGAUUACUAAUUAUGACACAGUUAUACACUUGGAUGGAGCGAUCGAAGUAACGACCAGAGAAGGUUUAUGUGACUUAGUCCAGAAGCAUGAGAUGGCAACAAACACAGGGUGGCCUGGCAGAAUGGCUCGUAUUACUGAAGAUCUCCCCACCCGCUAUGGAGGGAGCACAAGCGGCGGCGGCGGCGGCGGAGGAGGCAGAGGCGCGCCGGGUGCCGGGAGAGGGGGUGCCCGCGGCGGAGGCGCUCCGGGCGGCGGCCAAAGGAUGUACAAGCAGUCGAUGGCUCAGAGAGCCAGGACAAUGGCCAUUUACAACCCGAACCCCGUCAAGCAAAACUUCUUGACUGUCAACCGCUCCCUCUUCAUUUUCCGGGAGGACAACCUCAUCAGGAAGUAUGCCAAACGUAUAACAGAGUGGCCUCCAUUUGAAUACAUGAUCCUGGCAACAAUCAUCGCCAACUGUAUCGUCUUGGCCCUGGAGCAACAUCUACCUGCCAGCGACAAGACGCCUAUGUCGGAGCGCCUGGACGACACAGAGCCCUACUUUAUUGGAAUAUUCUGUUUUGAGGCAGCCAUUAAGAUCAUCGCCCUGGGCUUUGCAUUCCACAAAGGCUCCUACCUCCGUAACGGAUGGAAUGUAAUGGACUUCGUGGUCGUUCUCACUGGGAUCCUGGCAAAAGUAGGCUCCGACUUCGACUUGCGGACACUCCGGGCUGUGAGAGUGCUGCGACCCCUCAAACUUGUGUCAGGGAUUCCCAGCCUUCAAGUAGUGUUGAAGUCUAUAAUGAAAGCCAUGGUGCCCCUACUUCAGAUCGGCCUACUGCUUUUCUUCGCCAUUGUCAUGUUUGCCAUCAUCGGUGUGGAGUUUUACAUGGGCAAAUUUCACACCACCUGCUUCAACAUCGACACCGGUGAAAAAGCAGCAGAAUGGCCUUGUGGUCUGGAUCCCCCAGCCAGGUUGUGUCCAAACGGGACUAAAUGCACGGAGUACUGGACCGGACCCAAUUUUGGUAUUACCAACUUCGACAACAUCCUGUUUGCUGUGCUUACGGUGUUCCAGUGCAUCACGAUGGAGGGCUGGGUGGAUAUCCUCUAUAGUACCAACGAUGUGGCAGGAAACACAUGGAACUGGCUCUACUUCAUCCCUCUAAUCAUCAUCGGCUCUUUCUUCAUGCUCAACUUAGUACUUGGUGUCCUGUCAGGAGAGUUCGCCAAAGAAAGAGAGCGUGUGGAGAAGAGACAAGAAUUUCUGAAGCUUCGAAGACAGCAACAAAUUGAAAGAGAGCUCACCGGAUACCUGGAAUGGAUCUGCAAAGCUGAGGAGGUGUUGCUGGAGGAAGAGUAUGAGAAUGCAGUAGAGAAGUCACCACUGGAUGGUGCGUGGUACAAGAGGAAAAAAAAUCUGCCAGUCCUGAAACGAAGCAAAAACAAGAAGGGUAAAAAUGAUCUGAUUGGUGCUGAGGAAGGGGAAGAGCCAUUCGCUGAAAUCUCCUCUGUAGGUCCUCCUGGUUCUCGCUUUUGUGGGGUCAGAGAAAGCAGCACGAAGAUGGAUAGCUCAUCUUACUUUCGUCGUAAAGAGAAGAGAAUUCGUUUCUUUAUCCGGCGGAUGGUAAAAGCACAGAGUUUCUACUGGAUCGUUCUGUGUCUGGUUGGCCUGAACACUAUGUGCGUGGCCAUAGUCCACUAUGAUCAACCAGAGUGGCUUACAACAGCCCUGUACACAGCAGAGUUUGUAUUCCUGGGUUUGUUUCUCACUGAGAUGACCUUAAAGAUGUAUGGCCUUGGACCAAGGAAUUAUUUCCAUUCCUCCUUUAACUGCUUUGAUUUCGGGGUGAUUGUGGGAAGUAUUUUUGAGGUGAUCUGGGACAUGAUCAAACCAGGAGCAUCGUUUGGGAUAAGUGUGUUGCGAGCUCUGAGACUGCUGAGAAUCUUCAAAGUUACUAAGUAUUGGAACUCUCUAAGGAACCUGGUGGUUUCCCUCCUCAAUUCCAUGAAGUCAAUCAUCAGUUUGCUUUUCCUCCUGUUCCUCUUCAUCGUUGUCUUCGCUCUGCUGGGCAUGCAGCUUUUUGGAGGACAGUUUAACUUUGAGGACGAAACACCAACAACAAACUUCGAUACCUUCCCGGCAGCCAUUCUCACUGUGUUUCAGAUUUUAACCGGGGAGGACUGGAACGCCGUGAUGUACCAUGGCAUCGAGUCACAAGGAGGUGUCCGCCGGGGGAUGUUCUCUUCUGUUUACUUCAUUGUCCUUACACUUUUUGGAAACUAUACCCUUCUGAACGUCUUCUUGGCUAUCGCUGUUGAUAACCUUGCAAAUGCACAGGAGCUAACAAAGGAUGAAGAAGAGCAGGAAGAGGCAGCCAAUAAGAAGCUUGCCCUGCAGAAGGCUCUGGAAGUAAAGGAAGUCAGUCCCAUGUCUGCAGCAAACAUAUCAAUAGCCGCUUUUGUAAAGCAAAAUCGAGAUGCACUCUCUCGCAGGUCGUCCAUCAACAGCAUUCAGUCACUGACUUAUAGUCUCUACUCUUCCCCUGCUCGCCGAAUCUUGAGCAAGGAACAGCAACGGACAGCCAAAACCAUGUCAGUGUGGGAGCAAAGGACAAACCAGCUGAGGAGACACAACGUGAGAGCAAGCAGUGAAGCUUUGUUUAACGAGCUCGACCCUGAGGAGCGCCUACGACUGUCCUCUGCCCUCCAUCUUCAUCCUGACAUGAAGACCCACCUGGACAGGCCCCUUGUGGUGGAGUCCAACAGGCCUCCCGAGGAAGGUCAGCAAGACGGCACGGGAGACAUCCUCCAUUCGCACACCAGGAAGCACCACAGACAUCGGGACAGGAACGGUGAGGGCAGGGAUGGAGGUGACGGCCGUCCAGCGAGGCAUCACACCCAUCACAGCCGGAGCAAAGAUCAUAAUAGCAAUGGAGGUCAGACUAAAGAGAGAAGAGGGGAGAGUUGCAGUCACAGCCGAGAUGAGGGUCAGAGACGCAGGCGGCAUCAUCAUACAGGCUCCCCGGAAGAAGACGUCUCUGAUGUACGGGCAGGAGGGGAAGAGAGGGGCCAUCGCCAUCACCAUUCACACCGGACGCCAAAAGAGGGAAAUGGGACAUUAGCGAAUGGUUCCCAUGGAGAGCGCAGGGGCCGAGGAAGAGGAGGCGAGGGUAAUGGAGAAAGGAAAGGCCGAUGCUCUCGAAUGGUCAGAGCGCAGUCGACUCUGGAUGGGGAUGAAAGCAAAAAGUGCAAGAAAAAUCAUAGGGAGAUGCAGUCUGAUGGUGAGGAAGAGGUUCUUGCUACCAGUCCUCUGAGUCUUGGAGACAAGCAGGAGGAUGCUGACAACCAAAAGAAUUCCACUAGAGCCAGCCAGGCUGGCCUUAACAGCAACACCAUUCACAUCCCUGUCACCAUAACAGCCCCACCCGGAGAGACAACCGUGAUUCCCAUGAACAACAUUGACUGCAGCAACUUAACAGUCAACGAGGAGAAGAAAGCCCUAGAAGAGGACGAUGCUGCAAAUAGGCCGCGGCAGAUUCUCCCCUAUAGUUCCAUGUUCAUUUUUGGACAAACAAAUCCGGUGCGGCGGCUGUGUCAUUACGUGGUCAACCUACGCUACUUUGAAAUGUGCAUCCUGAUGGUCAUUACCAUGAGUAGCAUUGCCCUGGCAGCUGAGGAUCCUGUGCAGUCUAAUGCACCCCGCAACAACGUCCUCAAGUAUCUUGAUUAUGUCUUCACUGGUGUGUUUACAUUUGAGAUGGUGAUUAAGAUGAUUGACUUAGGACUGAUCCUCCACCCCGGCGCCUAUUUUCGUGAUCUCUGGAACAUUCUUGACUUCAUCGUAGUCACUGGCGCUCUUGUGGCAUUCGCCUGCUCGAGCCUAAUGGGAUCGCAACAAAGCGUGGCCAGAGGGACAAAAGGCAAGGACAUCAACACCAUUAAGUCUCUGAGGGUCCUCAGAGUCUUGCGGCCACUAAAAACCAUUAAACGUCUGCCCAAAUUAAAGGCUGUGUUUGACUGUGUGGUGAAUUCCCUGAAGAAUGUUCUCAACAUCCUCAUUGUGUACAUUCUCUUCAUGUUCAUCUUUGCGGUUAUCGCUGUGCAGCUUUUUAAAGGGAAAUUCUUCUACUGCACUGAUGAGUCCAAGGGCCUUGAGAAAGACUGCAGGGGUCAGUUUUUGGACUAUGACAAAGUGGAACGUGGACGUGAUGUCGAAGCUCAGCCCAGAGAGUGGAAGAAAUACGAGUUCCACUAUGACAAUGUUCUUUGGGCCUUCUUAACACUAUUCACCGUCUCCACAGGAGAGGGCUGGCCCCUGGUGCUGAAGCACUCAGUGGAUGCCACCUAUGAAGACCAGGGGCCCAGCCCAGGUUUCCGCAUGGAGACGUCCAUCUUCUAUGUGGUGUACUUUGUGGUCUUCCCUUUCUUCUUUGUCAACAUAUUUGUCGCUUUGAUUAUCAUCACCUUCCAGGAGCAGGGAGACAAAGCCAUGUCUGAGUGUAGCUUGGAAAAGAAUGAGAGGGCUUGCAUUGACUUCGCCAUUAAUGCCAAGCCGCUGACAAGAUACAUGCCAGAGAACAAGCAAUCCUUCCAGUAUAAGAUGUGGAAAUUUGUGGUGUCGCCUCCAUUUGAAUAUGCCAUUAUGACUUUAAUUGCCCUCAACACCGUGGUGCUGAUGAUGAAGUUUUAUGGAGCCCCAGACCUAUAUGAGUCCAUGCUGAAAUACUUGAACAUCGUCUUCACUGCCCUUUUCACACUGGAGUGCAUCCUUAAGAUUAUUGCCUUCGGUCCAUUGAAUUACCUGAAAGCAGCCUGGAAUGUGUUUGACUUUGUGACGGUCCUGGGAAGCAUAACAGACAUCCUGGUGACGGAGAUUAAGACAGACAAGAUGAUUAACCUGAGCUUCCUGAGGCUGUUCCGAGCGGCUCGGCUCAUCAAACUGCUACGGCAGGGCUACACCAUUCGCAUUUUGCUGUGGACGUUUGUUCAGUCCUUCAAGGCCCUGCCAUAUGUUUGCCUCCUCAUUGCAAUGCUCUUCUUCAUCUAUGCCAUCAUUGGAAUGCAGGUCUUUGGUAACAUCGAGCUGAACGAGGACACAGCAAUAAAUCACCACAACAACUUCCAGACCUUUUUCCAGGCUUUAACCCUUCUCUUCAGGAGUGCCACUGGUGAAGCGUGGCAUGAGAUCAUGCUUUCCUGUCUCAGUAAUCGAUCAUGUGACAAACUCUCAGGAACUACAGGGAAGGAGUGUGGAAGUGACUUUGCUUACUUCUACUUUGUUUCAUUCAUUUUUCUCUGCUCCUUUUUGAUGUUAAACCUAUUUGUUGCUGUCAUCAUGGACAACUUUGAGUAUCUGACCAGGGAUGCCUCCAUCUUGGGUCCUCAUCACCUCGAUGAGUUCAUCCGUGUAUGGGCAGAGUAUGACCCCGCUGCCUGUGGAAGGAUAUGCUAUCAAGAUAUGUACAAAUUGUUACGUUUUAUCUCACCUCCACUUGGGCUGGGGAAGAAGUGCCCAAACAGGGUGGCCUAUAAGCGUUUGGUUAGGAUGAACAUGCCUAUUGCAGAUGACAAUACAGUGCAUUUCACCUCCACACUGAUGGCCCUGAUUCGCACAGCCCUGGAGAUCAAACUUGCGUCGGGAGUUUUGGCACAGCAUUUAUGUGAUAUUGACCUGAAAAGAGAAUUAAACAGAGUAUGGCCCAGUUUGUCACAGAAGACUAUUGACCUUCUGGUGACGCCGCAUAAAUACAAUGAGCUGACUGUGGGGAAAGUAUAUGCUGCUCUCAUGAUCUUUGACUACUAUAAGCAGAAUCGUGCCAAGAGACUCCAGCAGCAGCAUCCUUCAGGAGGGGUUCAGAGUAAAUUAGGGGCAUUGUUUCGCCCUAUACUUCCUCUUGGUCAUAUCAAAGAAGUAGAGCCUCCAUUACCCAGUCCCAAACAGCUAUUGCCUCUCCAUCCUGAAUCAGAAGCAGAGACGUCACCUCUUCCACCUAUCACAACUACAGCUACCAGCUCGAUAAACAGGGACACAGUUCUUGACCAAAAGACUUACAUAAAACAUUCCCAGUCUGGAGAUGUUUGUCAAGUAGCGCUAAGGCCCAAAGGGCGGAGGAAACUACAGAGAGGCCAAUCUGAAGAUGUGCAGUAUUCUACAAGACCUCAGGAAGUGGUUGAAAUGAAGCCAGUUGAGAACAUCUCAGACACAGAGAUGUACCCAAGCCUGGAAGGUCACGGAAGAGCAGCUUCUCUGCCUCGUCUCAAUGCAGAAUACUACCGGAGCCACCCUCGCCACGCCCCUGGGACCCACCUGGCACCAAUUGUUGACCUUAGUCCCAUAAGACGCUCAGCUUCGUCACUGACCCCACAGCACAACCAGGAGGUUGUUCUUCAGGAAUAUAACCUGAUACGACCAACCCAGCAUCAAUCAUCAGCGGGUACUGGACCAGUCCAAGGCCAGGACCGUGUCCAUCACCAUCAUCACCACCACCGCUGCCACAGACGCAGGGACAAGGACAAGGAUAAAGACAAAAAGCAGAAAUCCCUUGAUAGAGCAACUUCAGCGCAGCAGCAGAGUGCUGUUGGCUCAUUCACAGACCCCUCAGCUGAAGGUAUGUCUAGAGAACGAGCAAGGGAGCGUGACCGGAGUCGCCCACACGAGAGAAGGCAUCAUUCCUCUGCAGGGGAAAAGCAACGCUACUACUCCUGUGAGCGUUAUGGCUCCCAGGAGACAGGCCAUGCCAAGUCAGCCGGUCCAAGCCGAUCUACGUCUCCUGGGGAGGAACAAGACACCUCUGUACUUAAACAACAUGGUAGCACUGGGGGUAAACCUGCCCCCUCUGGAUCAAGCACACCCGUCCGUGGUCGCAGACAACUCCCCCAAACGCCCCUCACCCCACGUCCUGCCGUGGCCUACAAGACUGCAAACUCCUCCCCUCUCUCUUCUGCAGCCAGCACCACCAUAGCCGGACAACACGCUCGUGUCAGUCGCGGCUGUUCAGAACACGAGCACUUGCACGGGGACAACGACCGCUCCCCGAUACCGGUCACCUGCAUUGGUUCUGACCCAAAUUUAAACCGGCAACUGCAGGGAAGUUCUCAACAAGCGCUAAUCGAAGAGACAGAGGACUUCCAGGAUGCCGUUAGCAGCCAAGUUUUGCCACACAGAGCGGGUGCCUCCUCAACAUCCUCAUCUUCACACGAUCCCACUGCUGUGCCCGUCACAGCGGCGGCCACACAAGGGCGUGCAGAUGUGGUACCUAAUGGGUACCACUUCACUUUUGGGGUAAAUUCUGCAUCAAACAGCAGAGGAACAGGAAGCCUCAGGGAGAGAGAUGAUGAGGACUGGUGCUAA
Molecule: messenger RNA, 7503 nt
Organism: Nerophis lumbriciformis (worm pipefish)
Lineage: Eukaryota; Metazoa; Chordata; Actinopteri; Syngnathiformes; Syngnathidae
Source: RefSeq, a predicted model, not a curated record